CUGAGCUAUCAAUUUUUUGUUGAUAUCUUGCUUAUCAUCAACAUGUCUGCAGACCAACAAGACCAGAACAUCAAUGUCAAGCAUGUCUACAACGAGUUUGUCGACAAUCUAUUUGUUGUCUUAAAGGAGCUAGACAAGGAUGAUCUCGUUUUGAAUAAUUUGUUUCCCUCCCAGUUUUUUGAAGCUGAUUUCAACCAUAUUCAAGAUGCUUAUUUGAAAUAUUUAGACAAUUUCCUAUAUGAAGAUGAUGUGGAAAACCUCGGUAAUGACAGCAAAAUCACUCCAGAGACUGGUAAUGAUAAAAUCAGAAUCAAAAAUGACACUCAUAUAUCCUCCAAUGGCAACCCAGACAAAUUUAACAAACAAGAGGACCCUGAGUACCAGUCUCUUGAUCAAUCUCACAAAAAACUUGAUCUGAGCAUCGAGAAUUCUAAUCCUAUUAAGAGAAAACCUAAACUUAUUACCCAGGAAUUUCUAGAAGAUUUCAAAAACAAUCAAGCAACCUCACUUCUUAAAAAGUAUGAGAGUAAACUAUAUUAUUUCAAUCCCAAUAUUUCCAAUAUUCAAAUUGAUCUGAGUAAUUUAAGUAAAGAAAAUGAUUUUCUAAUUUAUAAACUAUUCCAUGAUAUCAAAUUAUCUUGUUUCAUUUUAAUCUACAAUUUAACAAAAAUGAAUAAAGCUGGUUCAAUCGUUUACAAUAACAUUGACAAGUUUUAUCAAAUUUCUUUAAAUUUAAUACUAAAUAAGUCAUUCAACUUGAGGGCUUUAUUAUCUUCUUAUAAACCUAUUGAAAUUGUUUCUAAUACUAACAAUGAUACUAUCAAUAUAAAUAACAACAAAGUGGACAAAAAUAAAAGGACAAGAAUGAAAACAAGAAGCAAAUCAAAAUCAAAAUCAAAGUCCAAAAAUAUUAAUAAUAACACCAAGAAUUCAAAUGAUACAGAAAUGACAAACAAUACAAAUGACAAAAUUGAUAAAAAUGCAAAUAAUGUCAAUAACAUCAUUGCUAAUAAUAAUAAUAAUAAUAACAGUAAUAAUAAUAAUAAUAAUAACAGUAAUAAUAAUAAUAAUAAUAACAGUAAUAAUAAUAAUAAUAAUAAUAAUAAUAAUAGUAAUAGUAAUAGUAAUAGUAAUAGUAAUGGUAAUAUUCAUAGUAAUACCGCAAAUAACAUUAAUAACUUUGACUUUAACAAUAAAAAUGACAUUAAUAAUAACUUUGAUAUUAACAAAAAAAUUAUAAAUGAUGAUGACUUCAACUCAAUUUCUCCCGUUUUAGCUCAACUUCUUACCAAUCAUUUAAACAAAGAUUUAAAAAAAAUUGAGAUUUCCUUUAACAUACCAAAUAAUGAAGCCAUUUAUUUUCAAUCAAAUAAUAACAAUGUUACUAAUAAUAUGCCCUUAUUUUCAUCUUUAAUUAAUAAAUCAUCUUUGGUCGAUAACAUCGACAUUAAAAAUGAAACUGAAACUGAAACUGAAACUGAAAAUAAUAAAAAUAAUAUUUUCAAAACUUUGACAAUCUUACCCCAAUCAUAUUCUUAUCCUGUCGCUAAUCUUGGUUCUUUAAAUUCUUCAAUUAGCAAUAAUAGAAGUUUUAAUUACAACUCUGAUAUUAAUAAUAAUAUAAUCUUAAAUCCAUUUUGUCAUCCAAAUUGGUAUUUUUUACCUGAAAAGCAUUGGAAUGGUCAUCUCAAUUCUCUCUCAAUUAAGUUUCCUUUUGUAGAUGAAAAAAAUUUCAUUUUUUCAAUUAAAUCGGUUGAAAAAUCAUGGUUUGAACAAUUAGGUUUGAAAGAAUUACUCAAUAUAAAACAAAAUUAUUAUGAUUCAAUCAACCAGAAAAAAAGUGAUCUUAAAGCUGAUUUAAAGUCUGAUUCAAGCAUUCAGACUAAUGGAAACUUGAAAAAAAUUGAGCAAAAUUCAGUUUUAAAUGAAAAUAAUAAUAAUAAUAGUAAUAACAACAAUAAUAGUAAUAACAAUAAUAGUAAUAAAAUUGCUACUAUCGUUAUUGAUAAUAAUAAAAAUCAAGUUGAUGAGACUGAUGUAUUAAUGACUGAUGAAACAACAGAAAUCAAUGAAAGCGAAAUAAAUAAAAAAGAAAAUCCUCGAGAGUCAAAUAAGAUAAAUCUUGAGAAUCUUUUGCAAUUCAAUCCUUUGCAUCUCACAAUUGACGAUGAAGAAAUCCAUGCUUUUAAAAAUGGGACCCAGCAACAAUUAGCUAGUAAAUUAAUAUUAAAAUUAAAUGAUUUGAGAAAUAAAAGAAUAGCUACUCUAAAUAGAAUUUCAAAACCUACUAUUGAAGAAAAAAAAAAUUAUUUGAAGCUUCAAAGAAUAUUAUCAAAUAUUCUUUCUGACAUUAAUCCAAAGGAUAUCGUGUAUGAUGAGGAAACUAAUGCUGAUGGUAUUAAAUUUAGUGAAAAUAUUCCUGUUUUUGCUACUAAUUAUAGUGGCAUAUUACCCCCAAUUAAUAUUUCUAAUCAGAAUUUUUCUCCUAGUGGGAAGCCAAUUAAAUCAAGUGGUAGGUCACAAAAUAUGAAUUCGAAAUCAAAAAGACGUUAAAAUUUAUUUAAAAUUUAUUUUACAUUUUUGUUUUUUUUUAUUUCUGCUAGUGGAUUUAUUCUUUCUUUUGUAUUUUUAACUACCUAUUUAUUUAUUCU
Ascoidea rubescens DSM 1968 is the source of this 2651-nucleotide messenger RNA. It is a transcript of the gene RSC58, whose product is annotated as Rsc58p. The record is from RefSeq and is a predicted model, not a curated record. NCBI's taxonomy places the organism in Eukaryota, Fungi, Ascomycota, Saccharomycetes, Ascoideales, Ascoideaceae. The coding region runs from base 43 to 2553 and encodes 836 amino acids. The transcript has a single exon.